Messenger RNA from Gadus chalcogrammus (walleye pollock), 5040 nucleotides. Its product is annotated as unconventional myosin-VI-like. The coding region runs from base 142 to 3948 and encodes 1268 amino acids. NCBI's taxonomy places the organism in Eukaryota, Metazoa, Chordata, Actinopteri, Gadiformes, Gadidae. Gene Ontology annotation, biological process: inner ear auditory receptor cell differentiation; inner ear morphogenesis; actin filament organization. Gene Ontology annotation, cellular component: endocytic vesicle; cytoplasm; myosin complex. The transcript has 33 exons. The record is from RefSeq and is a predicted model, not a curated record. Gene Ontology annotation, molecular function: actin filament binding; microfilament motor activity; ATP binding.
CCUCUCCCCGGACCCCCCACCAGACCUGCACACCUCGCUGUCCUCCUCCUGAUCACUAUCUCCUCCUGAAGCUCAUCCCAACGCCCCGUGCGUGUGCGUGGUUGUGUGCGUGCGUGCGUGGCUCCUGACGACAGGACAGCCAUGGAGGACGGGAAGCCCGUGUGGGCGCCCCACCCCACCGACGGCUUCCAGCUGGCCAUGAUCGUGGACAUAGGAGCCGACUCGCUCACCGUAGAGCCGCUCACUCAGCGGAGCAAGCCCUUUCUGGCGCAGAUGAGCCAAGUGUUCCCAGCAGAGGAGGAUGUGAAUAAACACGUUGAAGACAACUGCUCCUUGAUGUACCUGAACGAAGGCACUUUACUCAACAACGUCCGCAUCCGCUACAGCAAAGACCACAUCUAUACCUAUGUGGCCAACAUCUUAAUAGCUGUGAACCCAUACUUUGACAUCGCUAAGCUGUAUGCUCCAGAGACCAUCAAGUCAUACCAGGGGAAGUCUCUGGGGACCCUUCCACCGCACGUCUUCGCCAUCGCGGAUAAGGCCUUCAGAGACAUGAAGGUUCUGAAGAUGAGCCAGUCCAUCAUUGUCUCUGGGGAGUCCGGCGCUGGGAAGACGGAGAACACCAAGUUUGUUCUGAGAUAUUUGACAACGACCUACGGAACCGGUCAAGACAUUGACGAAAGGAUUGUGGAAGCCAAUCCACUCCUCGAGGCCUUCGGGAACGCCAAAACAGUCCGGAACAACAACAGCAGCCGCUUCGGGAAGUUUGUGGAAAUCCACUUUAAUGAGAAGAACACGGUGGUGGGGGGGUUCGUGUCGCACUACCUGCUGGAGAAGUCCAGGAUCUGCAUGCAGAGCAAGGAGGAGAGGAACUACCACAUCUUCUACCGGCUGUGUGCCGGCGCCUCCGACGACAUCAAGAAGAAGCUCCACCUGGACUCCCCGGACCUCUUCAGGUAUCUCAACAGAGGCUGCACACGCUACUUCGCCAACAAUGAGUCUGAGAGACAAAUCACACAGAACCGCAAGAGUCCGGAGCACGCUAAGCGGGGGCCCCUGAAGGACCCGCUGCUGGACGAUAAGGGGGACUUUGAGCGGAUGUGCGAGGCCAUGAAGCGCAUCGGCCUGGACGACACAGAGAAGCUGAACCUCUUCAGGGUGGUGGCCGGGGUGCUGCACCUCGGGAACCUGGACUUUGAGGAGACCGGGAGCUCAUCUGGUGGCUGUAUCCUGCAGGACCAGUCCUCCCAGACGUUGCAGUGCUGCGCUGAGCUGCUGGGAUUGGACGAGGAAGACCUGCGGGUCAGCCUCACCUCCAGGGUCAUGCUCACCACCGCAGGGGGCGCCAAAGGCACAGUCAUCAAGGUCCCCUUGAAGGUGGAGCAGGCCAACUCCGCCCGGGACGCCCUGGCCAAGGCGGUGUACAGCCGGCUGUUCGACCACGUGGUCAAACGGGUCAACCAGUGCUUCCCCUUCAGUGCCUCCUGCAGCUUCAUUGGGGUGCUGGACAUCGCCGGCUUUGAGUAUUUUGAACACAACAGCUUUGAGCAGUUCUGUAUCAACUACUGCAACGAGAAGCUGCAGCAGUUCUUCAACGAGCGGAUCCUCAAGGAGGAACAAGAGCUGUACCAGAAGGAGGGUCUAGGGGUGAACGAGGUUCACUACGUGGACAACCAGGACUGCAUCGACCUGGUGGAGGCGAAGCUGGUGGGGAUCCUGGACAUACUGGACGAGGAGAACCGCCUUCCUCAGCCCAGUGAUCAGCACUUUGCUGUGGCGGUUCACAGCAAGCACAACAAACACUUCAGACUGACAGUUCCUCGUAAGUCCAAGCUGGCCGUUCACAGGAACGUCCGCGAUGACGAGGGCUUCAUCGUCAGGCACUUUGCCGGAGCAGUCUGCUAUGAGACGAAACGCUUCGUGGAGAAGAACAACGACGCGCUGCACAUGUCCCUGGAGUGUCUGGUUUCCGAGUCGAAGGACAACUUUGUGCGCCAGCUGUUCGAGAACAACGCCAAGGACUCCAAGCAGAAGGCCGGCAAGCUGAGCUUCAUCAGCGUGGGGAAUAAAUUCAAGACCCAGCUGAACCUGCUCCUGGAGAAGCUCCGGAGCACGGGCUCCAGCUUCAUUCGCUGCGUGAAGCCCAACCUGAAGAUGGUCAGCCACCAGUUUGAGGGAGCGCAGAUCCUCUCCCAGCUGCAGUGUUCUGGCAUGGUGUCGGUGCUGGACCUCAUGCAGGGGGGCUUCCCCUCGCGGGCCCCCUUCCAUGAACUCUACAACAUGUACAAGCGCUACAUGCCGGCCAAGCUCACGCGCCUGGACCCCCGGCUCUUCUGCAAGGCCUUGUUCAAAGCUCUGGGGCUGAACGCAAACGACUACAAGUUUGGACUCACCAGAGUGUUCUUCCGCCCGGGGAAGUUUGCAGAGUUUGACCAGAUCAUGAAGUCGGACCCUGAUCACCUGGCUGAGCUGGUGAAGAAGGUGAACCAGUGGCUGAUCUGCAGUCGGUGGAGGAAGGUGCAGUGGUGCACACUGUCCGUUAUCAAACUCAGGAACAAGAUGCGGUACAGAGCCGCGGCCUGCAUCAAGAUCCAAAAGAGUGUGCGCAUGUGGCUCUGCAAGAAGAAACACAAGGCCCGCAUCGAUGGCUUGGUAAAGGUGAGGAACCUGCAGCAGCGUAUGGACCGCUUCAACGAGGCGGUGGGCGGGCUGAAGGAGGGGAAGCAGGAGAUGGCCAAGCAGAUCCAGCAGCUGGCCGCAGCUAUCGAGGCCCUGAUCACAAAGAUCAAGGCCACAGCGAUGACCAGGCAGGCCAUCGACGCCGAGUACCAGGCGCUGGUGAAGCUGGCGGCCGAGCUGCUGUCCUCCAUGCAGAAGAAGAAACAGGAGGAGGAGGAGAGGGAGAGGCUGAAGCACAUCGAGGAGGACAUGGAGAAGGAGAGGAGGAGGAGGGAAGAGGAGGAUCAGAAGCGCAGCCAGGAGCAGGAGGAUAGACGCACGAAGGCGGAGAUGGAGCUGAAGAGGAAGCAGGAGGAGGAGGAGAGGAAGAAGAGGAAGAACGAGGAGACGGUCACCCAGGCGGAGCUGGAGGCCCAGCUGCUGUUGGACCGGGAGGAGCAGGCCCAGUGUGUGGUGAUGGUGGAGCAGGAGCGCCGCGACCGGGAGCUCGCCAUGAGGAUCGCUCAGAGCGAGGCGGAGCUCAUCACCGAGGAGGGACAGCUGGACGCCAGCCUGCGGAGUCAGGAGUAUUUCUUAGGUCUGCCUAUAUCUUCAUCCUCAGCCAGGUUCAUGGGUCCUCAGGUCCAGGCCACUAAAGCCGCCGCCGGCGUCAAGAAGUACGACCUCAGCAAGUGGAAGUACGCCGAGCUGCGUGAUGUCAUCAACACAUCCUGUGACAUCGACCUGCUGGCCGCCUGCAGGCAGGAGUUCCACCGCCGGCUGAAGGUCUACCACGCCUGGAAGUCCAAGAACAGGAAGAGGACCGACGAGGACGACAACCAGCGGGCCCCCAAGUGUGUGACCGACUACGCUGAACAGAACCCGUCACCCGCGGCCACCGCCGCGCCACAGGAAGUGACCAUGAACCGGCAGCAGCGCUACUUCCGUAUCCCGUUCAUCCGACCGGCAGACCAGUACAAGGACCCCCAGAACAAGAAGAAGGGCUGGUGGUACGCACACUUCGACGGGCCCUGGAUCGCACGCCAGAUGGAGCUGCACCCCGACAAGAGGCCCAUCGUGCUGGUGGCCGGGAAGGAUGACAUGGAGAUGUGUGAGCUGAGCCUGGAGGAGACGGGUCUGACCAGGAAGCGUGGCGCUGAGAUCCUCCCGCGGCAGUAUGAGGAGAUCUGGGAGCGCUGCGACGGCAUCCAAUACCUGAGGAGCGCCAUCGAGAGCAAGCAGGCGCGGCCCACCUACGCCACCGCCAUGCUCCAGAACCUGCUCAAAUAACCAGAGGACCAGAACCCGCUCAGAUGAACCAGAACACCAGAUCCUGCUCAGAUAAACCAGAACCUGCUCAAAUGAACCAGAGAAGAAACACACUGACACACACUGAACACACACUGACACACACAGACACACACGGGGUACUGCGGGGAGAUAUGCUGAACACAAGAGAGUCAGAAGGGGGUUACUCUGACAGGGUCACUAUAACAAGUUGUCUUUGUUGAUUUCACUUUGGGUUUUAUUGUUUGGGUUGAGCUCAGUCUUCUUGUGGAGCAACAUCGUUGAGCAUUCAGCCACUCUGCUUGAUGCUGUCAUGAGGCCUUCAGACUGCAGAUCAAUGCACUGUUUCCCCAUUAGAACGCUGCUGUCACAUGAAGACAUGGAGCGACUAGUUGUAGUUUUAUUUGAACUUUGUUAGAAAGUCGUAGAAAAUGUUUGAAAAUAUGUCAUCAUGUCUGGUUUUACAUUUCUUUGUUCUUUGGUGCAUUAAGAUGUUACUUAAACAUGACAUAUUAGACUACAUUAUUAGACAUAAUAAUGUGAAGCAACAAAUGGAUUUAAAGGAAAAGUGUUAAUUUAUGCUAAACAUAUCAAAGCGGUGUUGUUUUACUUUUUAUUAUCAUUUUUUCCUCAUAAACACUUCCAGAGCAGUGGCAUAUACCCAAUAUAUAUCUUCCAAUUAUGAAAUAGCUCAGACAAAAGUUGUUCUCACCAUUUUGCGUAUUUCCAUUGAAUCUGUGUCCCUUCUUGAAUGCAUCUUUAAAUAGUAGAAGCUGCAUCAGAAGUAGUGCUGUGAAAACGUAAUGAGCCUUCUCACAACCUGUCUAGUAUCUUUGUUUUUGUAAUCACCGUUGAAUCCCGUUUGGCAGAUUGAUUUUCUCUCGUUUGUUAACAGGAAUCUUUUGUGUUUGUGUGAUUUGUCCUGGAAGUUCAUCAUUUAAUUUGACCACGAGUCAUCAUCUCAGCUCAGAAAUUCACAUUUCUCGAACCUAUAUUGAUUUUGUGAAAGAUUUGGUUGAACUUGUAAUUGUUUCUGCUUUUCCUCUGGACUUGAAUGCCUGUCAAUGCUUGAAUUGAUUAGUAAAUAAAUACUGC